Messenger RNA from Serendipita indica DSM 11827, 2943 nucleotides. NCBI's taxonomy places the organism in Eukaryota, Fungi, Basidiomycota, Agaricomycetes, Sebacinales, Serendipitaceae. The record is from the annotation of a GenBank genome assembly.
AUGCAUCAUUCGUUGCAUGAAGUCCUACCGCAGGACAAGAGACCGCGUCUGGCCGAAAAGGCCAACGGAUUGUUCAUCUGGGCGAGCACCGCAUGUCGAAUGCUCACGAGUGAAACCAGAUUGAGUUCAGCCGAGGACGUAUAUGACCGUUUGAUCUCUCUGGACCAGCCAGGAGUGAUCGACGACCUAUACAAUCUUGUCUUCGAGCGGACAGACCCCGAGUACUACGCGGUCAUGUGUUCAAUGCUGGCACUGCUGCACGGUGCAUUUGAACCGCUGACAGUGGACGAUCUGGACGAUCUAGUAAAACAUGCAAAAGUACGGGGAAGUGCUAGGGCACUGGUACAGAACCUAGGAAGCGUACUCAGUGUGGAUUCAAAGACGGAUCUGAUCCAAUUUCACCACCCAACGCUGGUCGAGUACCUUCGACGGUGCUCGAUCCCCCGAGGUGGCGAUAACCGAAAUAAACUAUAUAUCGAUAUCGGCAAUGCUCACGGUCAAACAGCAUCGUGGUGUUUGAAGCGGUUCAGGUUGCCGAUUGGAGGACUCAAGUUCAACAUAUGUGAAAUCGAAUCCUCUUUCUUCCUGAACAGGCAGAUUCCGGAUCUGGAAGAGAGAAUUUCAAAGUUCAUUCCAAGGCGGCUUCGAUAUGCUGGUUUGCAUUGGUUAUUUCAUUUGGCGGAAACGGAUGACGGGUGGCGAACUAGGCUAAAGGACGGAAUCGAACACGUGAUCAAAAGCCCAUAUGUCCUAUACUGGAUGGAGGUUCUGAGUUUCACGGGAGGGGUACCAAGGGCGAUAGCGGGACUUCGAGCUGUUGCACGCCAUAAAAGAAUUGAAGAGGAGACGAGGACGAUGAUGACGGAGGUUCGACGGUUUCUAAUGGCAUUUUCGGUGCCGAUUCAAGACAGUGCUCCGCACAUCUACAUCUCAGCAUUAGCGUUCAGUCCGAGGAAGUCAAUCCUUCACAGCGAGAGACUGAAGCGGCAUGCCAAUACUCUCAAUGUGACCCAGGGAUACGAGGAGACGUAUCCUGGGCUUCCCAGGGCUCUUCGUGGUCACGGGGGAAGGUUCUACACCGUCGGAACCUCCCCAGAUGGAUCACGCAUCUUAUCGGGGUCAGGAGACAGGACGAUUCGACUAUGGGACGCAGAAACAGGGCAGCCGCUGGGGGAGCCCCUUCGAGGUCAUGAGGAUUGCGUAACGGCUGUUGCGUUCUCGCCGAGCGGGUCGCGAAUCGUCUCUGGUUCAAGAGAUGGGACUAUUCGACGGUGGGAGGCGGACAAUGGCCAGCCUCUGGGAGAGCCAUUUCGAGGGCAUGAAGGAGCUGUCUUGGCUGUUGGAUUCUCGUCAGACGGCUCGAGAAUUGUCUCCGGCUCGGAGGAUAAAACAAUUCGACUAUGGGAUGCAGAUACUGGUCAGCCUUUGGGAGGGCCACUGCGACGUCAUGAACAAGACGUAUUUGCCGUCGCAUUCUCGCCAGAUGGCUUCCGAAUUGUCUCCGGGUCGCGUGAUAGGCUAAUUCAAUUAUGGGAUGCAGAAAAUGGCCAGCCAUUGGGAGAACCACUUGAGGGUCAUGAAUUCUGGGUGAUGGCUGUCGGUUUUUCACCAGAUGGUUCACGAAUUGUCUCCGGAUCUCAUGACAAGACGGUUCGACUUUGGGACGCAGACACUGGUCAGCCAUUGGGAGAACCACUCCGAGGGCACAAAGGUCAAGUAUGCGCCGUCGGAUUUUCACCAGACGGUUCGCGCAUCGUCUCUAGCUCGGAGGACAAGACAAUUCGACUUUGGGACGCAGAGACUGGUCAACCGUUGGGGGAGCCACUCCAAGGGCACGAAGGCCAUGUCAAUGCUGUCGCAUUCUUGCCAGAUGGCUCACGCAUCGUCUCAGGCUCGUUUGAUGGGACAAUCAGAUUGUGGGACGCAGACAAUGCUCAGCCGUUGGGAGAGCUACUCCGAGAUUACGAUAGCUCGGUGGUGGCUCUCGCAUUCUCCUCUGAUCGCUCGCAAAUUGUCUCCGGGACUAGAGAAAAAACGAUUCAACUGUGGGACGCAGCCACUGGCCAGCCGCUGGGAGAACCACUCCGAGGCCAUGAAGAUUGCGUUAUGGCAGUUGCCUUCUCACCAGAUGGUUCGCGAAUCGUCUCUGGCUCGCAAGACAAGACAAUUCGACAGUGGGACGCGACCACUGGUCAGCCAGUGGGACUACCACUACGAGGCCAUGCAGAUCGGGUCUCGACUGUCAGGUUCUCGCGAGACGGGUCAAAAAUCCUCUCUGGCUCAAGUGACAACGUGAUUCGGCUGUGGGAUGCAGAGUCCGGCCAGCCAUUGGGAGAGCCAGUCCGAGGUCCUCAAGGUCCUCAACCAGCACCUUCGAUUGUCUCAAUAUCGCCAGACGGUUCCCGAGUCGUUUCUGGAUCGCUUAUGGCGCCGUUUCAAUUAUGGGAUGCAGAUACUGGCCAGGCGGUGGGAGAGCCCCUACGAGGUUAUCAAGGUUGGGUCUCGGCUGUGACGUUCUCGCCAGAUGGCUCACGAAUCGUCUCUGUCUCGUCCGACUCGACGAUUCGACUGUGGGACGCAGAGACUGGUCACCCUUUGGGAGAGCCAUUGAAAGGUCGUGGAGCUCCACUUAUUGUCGCUAGUUUGUCGCCAGACAACUCACGAAUUGUCUCUGGCUCCUAUGACGGGACGAUUCAACUUUGGGACGCAAAUACUGGCGAGCCAUUGGGGGAACCUCUUCGGGGUCAUGAAAGGGACAUCUGUACUCUCGUAUUCUCGCCUGACGGCUUGCGCAUUGCUUCUGGCUCGCUCGAUAAGACGGUUCGUCUGUGGGAUACAGAGAUUGCUGCAAGCAUUGGAAACUCGAAUAACAGAGAUAAUGCGCCUUCAAGCUCUCACUCCGAGGACGAACCUAGAGGAUGGUUGGGUCCUCUCUUCUGGUAA